Messenger RNA from Xiphophorus hellerii (green swordtail), 3580 nucleotides. RefSeq names its product ETS variant transcription factor 5a (gene etv5a). Gene Ontology annotation, molecular function: DNA-binding transcription factor activity, RNA polymerase II-specific; sequence-specific DNA binding. The coding region runs from base 222 to 1775 and encodes 517 amino acids. The record is from RefSeq and is a predicted model, not a curated record. Gene Ontology annotation, biological process: regulation of transcription by RNA polymerase II; cell differentiation. The transcript has 13 exons. Lineage: Eukaryota; Metazoa; Chordata; Actinopteri; Cyprinodontiformes; Poeciliidae. Gene Ontology annotation, cellular component: nucleus.
CAGAAAAGGCUCAGUCAAGUUUUGUGAGCAGGAGGAGAAGCUUCAGUAAAGCAAGUGCGUAGACGGGUUCGCGGCUCUCGACACGUUGUACUUUUAUUUGGAUAUUUCUAUUGCAUUUUUUCGACAUACAGGACGUUUAACAUACAGGCAAAGCUUCAGCGAAUCCACACGUGGCUGCCUCUGCCUCCCUCCCACAUUGGAACUGCCAUCCCACAGAUAGCAUGGACAGAUUCUACGACCAGCAGGUCCCAUUCAUGGUCCCACCCAGUAAUUCUGCAGCGGAUGACUUGCCCAACACUCGGCCACUGAACGACAGGAAGAGGAAGUUUGUGGACACAGAACUCGCCCAGGACACUGAAGAACUCUUUCAAGAUCUCAGUCAGCUGCAGGAGAUCUGGAUCGCAGAAGCCCAGGUGCCCGACGAUGAGCAGUUUGUCCCAGAUUUCCAGUCGGAGAGCUUGAUGUUUCAUGGGCCUCCACCGACCAAGAUCAAACGAGAGCUGACCCCCACCAAGGACCUGUCCCCCUGCCACCAGGCCAGCAGUCCCAUGCCCUACAGAGAGAAGUGCCUUUACAGCUACAGUGCCUGCGACGGAAAGCCAACCCCCGGAUUCAAGCCAUUGACCCCACCCUCCACACCGGUCUCUCCCUGCCUCCCCACCAGCACGGCUCUAACGCAGACCCCGCCUCCUCAUUGCCACACAGCCAAUCAGACCCCAGCACAGCGUGCACUACAGCACCCCCCCAACCAGCAGGCCGUCUUGGGGCACAGCCCCCCCUUCGCUGUGCCCUGUGUACCCCUCAGCCAGGAUGCUAACAGCUUCACACCUGAGCACAGGUUCCAGAGGCAGAUGUCAGAGCCAUGCAUACCUUUCCCCCCAUCUGAGAGCCAAAGCCGUCCCCGGUUCCUGGCCACACCCCCCAGCAGCACCAGCCUGCCGCGUGACGGCCGCCCCCCCUACCACCGGCAGAUGUCAGAGCCUCUGGUGGCGGUGCCUCCCCAGGGCUUCAAACAGGAGCUCAUCGACCCUCGGUACAGCGAGCAGGGCGUGCCCGCCAUGGUGCCCCCCCGUCAGGCCGCAUUCCACCCCAUGGCCAUUAAACAGGAGCCUCGUGACUUCUGCUUCGACUCUGAAGUGCCUAACUGCCAGUCGUCCUUUGGGAGAGCAGGAAGUUUCUACCAGAAUCCCCAUGACGGCUACUCCUAUGACAGAGAUCCACAGCUGUACUUCGACGAUACAUGUGUGGUUCCAGAAAGACUAGAAGGGAAAAUAAAGCAGGAGCCGUCUGCUUACCGCGACGGCCCUCCCUACCAGCGCCGCGGCUCCCUGCAGCUCUGGCAGUUCCUCGUCACCCUGCUGGACGACCCGGCCAACGGACACUUCAUCGCCUGGACUGGUCGCGGCAUGGAGUUCAAACUCAUCGAGCCUGAGGAGGUGGCUCGUCGCUGGGGCAUUCAGAAAAACAGACCCGCCAUGAACUACGACAAGCUGAGCCGCUCGCUGCGCUACUACUAUGAGAAGGGCAUCAUGCAGAAGGUAAAGGUGGCAGGCGAGCGGUACGUCUACAAGUUCGUGUGCGAUCCCGAGGCUUUGUUCUCCAUGGCGUUCCCCGACAACCAGCGGCCCAACCUGAAGCCGGACAUGGAUGGCCUGCAGGGGCUGGAGGACGAUACCAUGCCCCUCACCCACUACGACGACGCCGCCCCUUACCUGCUGGAGGCCGGGGAGCAGUGCGGCGCCGCCCUGCCUUUCCCUGACGGCUACGGCUACUAGCCGGCUCGCACGUGUCCGGGUGCAAAACACACAUGUACACGCAGACACUCCCAAUGUUUCUCCUCAUGCCAGCUCUGAAAAAUCCACAGCUGGAACCUGCAGAGCUGCCUGGAGGGAAUGACCUCUGCCCCUGGAAAAUCCCUCUGAGGCCUCCGGAAGCUCGGAGGAACCUGCGGCAGUGAGGGGAGGGAGAACUGGACUCCGUAGCUCCAGAGCUCUGCACUGCAAGGCCAGGGCUAUCGUUGCCACGGAAACCAAACCGCGAAAAAGUCAAAGGCCACCGUUUUGGAGUGGACUGACAGACCGCGGGAGUGGGUGUCCAUCUGACUUUGUGACAAUCUGUAUUCCUGGGAAGCAGCCAAUCACGAGCUCUGUCCUGUCUAGAGUUGCCUUUCUGGGUUCCCUGUUUUCAUGUCUCCACAUUCGAAAUCCAAGAUCAGCGAAAGGGCUUGAAUUUACGCAAAGACAAACACUCUGUAGAUAGAAGAACACCGUUUAACACUCCGGCUGUUUUCCCGUCUGUCUGGACCUCAGCAGGCCUCACCGCUCCACUUUGUAAAUGUUCUUUACGUCUAUGUAAGAGAUUUUAAUAUGCUGAACUCCGGUGUGUGUGUGGUUCACUCCAUCACUGUGAGAACGUCUCAUGUCCAAUAAAGAUGGUUCCUUUUUUUCCCCUAAUCUUUCUGGGUGCUUGACGUGUUGGUCGUUCCUCUGAUGCACCAGUAUGGCAGGGGCAUCAGGGCGCUGCAUGCAAACACAACCCGGGACCUGGGGUCACCGGCGUCCUCCGGGAACCCUCUGCCACCUCCAUCUUUCUGCUUGCUGGAACCACUCCAUUGACAUAUCUCCUUACUGGAUCUGGACAAAGAAAUUUGUUUAUAUUCUCUUUUUUUCGGAAUUCAGGCAAAGACAAACUUAUAUAAAGUAUAUAUUUUUGUUAUAAGGCUGCAUUGGUUCAGAUUUAAAUGUGUAAGCUGUACAGUUCAGGCUGUAAUGAUGUUGCUACUGCUGUUGGGCUUCAGGUUGGAGACUGAAUGACAAUAUGUUGUUUAGCUGUUAAAGCUACAGUGUGUAACUUACAAAAAUAUGUUUUGUUUUGGGGUUUUUUCAUAUUUGUUGAAACUGUUACUAUGUCAUGACAGUGUAAUUUGAGACGGAUGUGAAAAGACCGAUCUCCUCCACCUCCCUGACCUACUAUUGCUGUCAGAAGAAAUGCACCACUCCCAACCAAAAUCAACCAAUCAGAGCCAGGAGGAGCGCUGUUGAUCAUCCUCAUCUACUUGCUGCUCAAUCUGCUAAUGGUGGAGAGACAACUUACCAUUUAUCCGCUGUCAUCACUUGCCAUGCCAACUAGUCUUAGCAUUCAUGACAGGCUCUGUUGUGGUGAACCAGUGAUAGUGUAGCAGAGCAAAGGGGGAGGGUGAUUGACAGCGCUAAGACCCUCCUCCUGGCUCUGAUUGGCUGUUUCUGACAGACCAGUAUGUUUCUGUAGAUGACAGCAAGUCCAUAGGAAAAAGAUUUUCUGUCUCAUGUUAUACUGUCACGACAUGGUGAUAGUUUUAACAAAUAUGUAAAUAAAUAAAUAAAAAACAUUAUUUAUAAAAGUUACAACUGCUUCUUUAAACUAAGAAAGUUGAAAAGGCCAGAAAUCCACCAGAGGUGGAUGAUGAUCUCAUCAAAGGAUCUGUGUUUGUACAGGCUCUCCCUUCAUCCCCCUCCCCCUCACAAUGUGUUUCUUACACUGCUGAGUUUCUGAUGAUCUGUACUGGGUACAAUAAAAGCUCCUUGAUGCUUCACUGCCUGCA